Gigantopelta aegis is the source of this 870-nucleotide messenger RNA. RefSeq names its product protein ANTAGONIST OF LIKE HETEROCHROMATIN PROTEIN 1-like. The record is from RefSeq and is a predicted model, not a curated record. NCBI's taxonomy places the organism in Eukaryota, Metazoa, Mollusca, Gastropoda, Neomphalida, Peltospiridae. The coding region runs from base 1 to 870 and encodes 289 amino acids. The transcript has a single exon.
AUGGCAUCGACUGCGGAGUAUCGAACUAUAGCGUAUCUGUUUGGAGUGGGAAAAUCCACAGUAUCAGAAUCUAUCCAUGAUGUGAGUGAAGCCAUAAUAAAUGUCCUAAUGGAUGAGUAUUUGUAUUUUCCUAAGGAUGACGACCUGAAGGAGGUAAUAAAUGGAUUUCAAAAGAAAUGGAAUUUUCCUAACUUUGCUGGGGCGAUUGAUGGAUGCCACAUUCCCAUCAUUGGACCACAAGACUCCCAUGGUGAUUAUCUUAAUACAAAAGGGUGGUACUCGCUCAUCCUGCAGGGUGUGUGUGACCACAAAUACAUAUUCAGGGAUAUAAACAUUGGUUGGCCUGGGCGCGUACAUGACGCUAGAGUGUUAGCAAAUUCUGAGCUCUUCUUCAAGGGUGAGAAUUCCAUCCUAUUCCCACAUUGGCUGAAAACAGUGUCUCUUCCAGAAAAAGAUGUCACAAUACCAAUUGUCCUUAUCGGUGACCCGGCCUACCCUCUGAGGCACUGGAUUCUAAAACCGUACAGUAACCUGUCUUCUCUUUCUGACGAACAGAAGACCUUUAACUACAGGUUGAGUAGUGCCCGAAUGACCAUAGAAAAUUCGUUUGGACGUCUCAAGGGUCGAUGGCGGUGUCUCCAGAAGCGCCUGGAUGUAGAUGUUCAGUUUGCUUGCAGUGUCAUUGCGGCUUGUGUUGUGCUACACAACAUAUGCGAGACCCACAAUCAGCUCUAUGAUGAGAACUGGGACGAAAAGGAUCCACAGGAUGUUACUGGUGAGAUAGAAAAUGACAGAAACUUGGAUGCUGGGGAAAAAUCAGGAGUUCUGAUUCGAAAACAUAUUACUCAAGCCUUUGCUAAUGGUUUCUGA